Molecule: messenger RNA, 2132 nt
Organism: Oncorhynchus mykiss (rainbow trout)
Lineage: Eukaryota; Metazoa; Chordata; Actinopteri; Salmoniformes; Salmonidae
Gene: zp3d.1
Product: zona pellucida glycoprotein 3d tandem duplicate 1
Biological process (GO): egg coat formation; positive regulation of acrosome reaction; binding of sperm to zona pellucida
Cellular component (GO): extracellular matrix
Molecular function (GO): acrosin binding
Source: RefSeq, a predicted model, not a curated record
CAGUCUAGUUUGCUAACAACAGUGUGUCCACGAGGCGCUCUGGACUACAGAGUUUUAUUAUUUUAUUUCUGCGGUCACGUUGAACAUGGCGCAAGUUGCGUGGAUGUUUUGUCUGUUUGCAUGGAUUUUUUCUGCCUUUCCAUUCACACAAGUAUCAGCGGAAGCUGAUUUUAAUGUUGACCGAUGGGAGGGUCAAGUGCAUCAAGACUACCAAUUUGCGGAGCGGGACCUCCUGGGCAAUGUACCAGUGCGUGAGGUGAUCAAGCCUCGGAUAGGGGAAGACGAUGCCAUCGGUGCCCAGCGGUCAGAACCACCAUACUACUUCCUUCCCAUGUUCCAGCACUCGGCGGUUCCCGUCGUCGAUAGGGACUUGUUCAGACCAGUCGUCGGGAAAAUACGUUUCCCCAGUAUCUUCACCACCCUCUUGUUUCCACCACAAAAUAGUCCAGAGCGCAACCACUUCUCUCCCGUGCGUAAUCCGCGUGGAGUGGAGGUGUGGUGCGGGUACAACCAGAUCUCCGUGCGCAUCAACAGAAGUCAGCUCAGGUUUAGGUGUCUGGCCUCCAUGCUCUUCCUGGGCACUUGCCCCGUCACCCGGGUCACCCCACUUUUCUUUUACUUCCAUUAUGACUUGAAUGACUGUGGCAGUACUCAAACGACCAUGAAUGGCCAGCUGGUGUACUCCAGCUCACUUCGCUUUUCUCCAGAACCACAAGGGCCAGUGAUAAGAGCCAUACCUCUCAACCUCCCCAUUCAGUGCAUAUAUAACCGAUUCCACUACUCCUACAAAGUUGGCUAUGUACCUGAGGUGCAUGACCGCAAUCUCUUGAAGAGUAUGAAUGGCAAACACAUCUUUAGGCUCACUGCAUGCAAUGAGCAAUGGGAACAAUUGUCAUCAGAAGAGGGCUAUAUGCUUGGGGAGCCAAUGUACUUCAAAGCCUACGCUGCUUUUGUCCCCAAAGAUGAGAGUGUGUUUGUUGAUUCCUGCUUUGUUACGACAUCCAAUGACCCAAAUGCCACACCUCGCCUUGAAGUCAUUCACAACUUUGGAUGUAUGGUGGACAGCAAGCGGAAAGGCAGUCAGUCCCAGUUCUUCUCCAGAGAGUCAAAUGUCCUGCGCUUCACUGUGGAUGCUUUCCUGUUUCCCCAAAUCACUGCCAAGCAUCUCUACCUGCACUGUACUAUGACUGUCAUGAAAUCCACUUCUAAGUGGAGCGCCAAGUCCUGCACGUACAAUAGAGCAGUGGGAAGGUGGGAGGAGCUGUAUGGCCCUCCCUCUGUGUGCUCCUGCUGUGAUUCUGUCUGUGAAGUGUCAGAGUUUUGGCCAGCCUUGACAUCUCCUUCAGUGAAAAGCCUGAUCACCAGUAAACCCUGGAGAGUGUUGGAGGACAGGGAGAAGAGUUUGCCCAUUCAGGCUGAGGAGAGACAGGCAGAUGGUGAGGAGAGGGUGGAGGAGACCUUGGCAGUUACUUAUAGAGUGGAGAAGGAGAAGUUUAAAAGCUUGGCAGUCGCUCCUUGGGAGGAGGAGAAAAACAUGUCAGUUGCUGUUAUGAAUAAGGUAGAGGAGGUGCAGGAAGGGACAGUUCUAGGAGAGGAGGGGGUGGUAGCCAGAAAAGAAGGGAGUGUGGAGGAGCCGAUUGAUGACAAACGGGCUGAGAAGGAGAUGAUUGAGGUGGCAGCUGACGAGCUUGGCACAGACCAAGUGACAUCAAGUGUAACUUUGGAACAUGUACCUGAGGAGAAUACUGUGACGGUUAAGGAGGUAGCUCAGUGGAACAUGUCGAGUGUCACCAUGAAUGCUAAGGUGUCAAAGAAAGCUAAGGAGCAGGUUGCUGGGAUAGAAGGGUCAAAGGUUGAGAGAGUGGGGGUUGGACAGAUGCCUUUGGUGGACGAAGCGGCAGCAUUUCUGCAGGGGUACAUGGAGCCUGCCGAGUGGAGAGAAGAUUACCAAGGACCAGCCCUAGAGGAAGAGCUGGGGAGGUUUUGGAAACCAUCCACAAAGGACAAGCUUGCUGUGCUGGAAACUUCUGUCCCUAUUGGAACAUUAACUUUAAAUUAAAUAUUUCAUAAGAAUUACACCUAAGUGUCCUUGUAUGAUUGAAUAUUAAAUUACCCCUGAUAUAAGCAGUGAA